AUGAGUCGCAGCCUUGAUGAUGUGCGUCAUAUGAUGGGCGAAAUCUCAGCCUCUUUUAACCCGAAACUAGGGAGGAUGCUUUAUGGGCUGAGUCGACUUGAAUGUCGCAUUAAAGCGAAAUGGCUGCGUAACAACGGGACUCAGCCGCCGUCUUCAAGUGAUAUCGGCCUACGGAUCUCUUCAUCAUACACUUUCAUGUACGUAAAUUAUCCUUAUUUUACAUUAGUAUCCAUACAGAAUGUUGAGUCAGUCUCCGUCAAUCGGCAUCAGAAUGAGGUUGCAGUGUUGACGCUAAAAAGUGGCGGCAAUUAUCGGUCUCUGAAAGUAACCGCCCUCAACCUUAGUCCUGCCUCGAAUGAGGCCGGAACCAAAAUACGGCCAAAGGUACAUUCCGCCUUCGGUGGAAUCGCACAAUUGAGACAAAAAGCAAAGACAACUUGA
Protopolystoma xenopodis is the source of this 441-nucleotide messenger RNA. NCBI's taxonomy places the organism in Eukaryota, Metazoa, Platyhelminthes, Monogenea, Polystomatidea, Polystomatidae. The record is from the annotation of a GenBank genome assembly.